This is a messenger RNA of Polypterus senegalus (gray bichir), 4015 nucleotides long. It is a transcript of the gene pitrm1, whose product is annotated as pitrilysin metallopeptidase 1. Bases 219 to 3302 code for a protein of 1027 amino acids. The transcript is spliced from 27 exons. The record is from RefSeq and is a predicted model, not a curated record. Gene Ontology annotation, molecular function: metal ion binding. Gene Ontology annotation, cellular component: mitochondrial matrix. Lineage: Eukaryota; Metazoa; Chordata; Cladistia; Polypteriformes; Polypteridae. Gene Ontology annotation, biological process: protein processing.
UUUCAGCUGUUCACAUCACAACCAAUCAUUAAGUAUUGUGCGGAGUGUAGCUGGCCAAUGAGAAGUGAUAAUAUUGCCUUGCGCUACAUUCAAUGUGACAGCUCGGAGCAUGAGCCAGCAUGGAACGUAGACGUUUCACACAGACAACGGGAAUGCUUUAACGGAUUUAUACGUUUCAUUAUUUUUUUUUUAAUGCUGCAGCCGAUAAUUUGGGCAGAAUGUUUCGUGGGUGGAAGGCUCUCCUGCAGAAAAGGCUUGCAGUUAAGUUAUCAUGGAGAUACAGCAGUGGAAUUGCUGUAGAAAGAGCUUUGACAUAUAAAGUGGGACAAAAGAUUCAUGGGUUCACGGUUAACCAGGUAACUCCAGUUCCUGAUUUGUUCUUGGCGGCAGUUAAACUGACUCAUGAUGGAACAAGGGCUCAAUAUCUCCAUGUUGCAAGAGAAGAUUCAAAUAACUUAUUCAGUGUCCAGUUCAGAACCACUCCAAUGGACAACACUGGAGUACCACAUAUACUGGAGCAUACCGUUCUUUGUGGCUCUGAGAAAUAUCCAUGUAGAGACCCAUUCUUUAAAAUGUUGAACAGAUCACUGUCAACCUUUAUGAAUGCUUUUACAGCUAGUGAUUUCACAAUGUAUCCAUUCUCAACACAGAAUGGUAAGGAUUUUCAGAACCUCUUAUCUGUUUAUCUGGAUGCAGCAUUUUUCCCUUGUCUUCGUGAACUGGACUUUUGGCAGGAAGGGUGGAGGCUAGAAAAUGAAAAUCCUACUGAUCCGAAGUCUCCAUUGGCUUUCAAAGGUGUGGUCUUCAAUGAAAUGAAAGGUGCCUUUGCAGAUAAUGAGAGGCUGUUUGCUCAGUAUGUUCAAAAUAUGCUGCAUCCUGAGCAUACUUACUCGGUUGUGUCUGGUGGAAAACCCCUUCAUAUUGUUGAUCUUUCUUGGGAGCAACUGAAGAAGUUUCACGCUACUUACUACCACCCAAGCAAUGCCAGAUUUUUCACUUACGGAGAUCUUCCUUUAGAGCAGCAUCUAAAACAAAUUCAUGAAGAAGCACUCUCUAGAUUAUCAGCUGCAGACACAGAUACAGCAGUUCCUUCACAGCCACGUUGGGGAGAGCCAAGAGAGCAUCAUGUGACUUGUGGUCCAGAUCCACUAGCACCAGAUCCUUCUAAGCAAAAUACUGUUUGUAUUAGCUAUUUGCUAGGAGACAUUUCAGAUACAUUUGAAAUUUUCACGUUAAACCUCCUGUCAUCGUUACUGGUGUCUGGACCAAACUCUCCCUUUUACAAAACUUUGAUAGAGGCAAAUAUUGGAACGGAUUUUACAUCUGUAUCGGGCUUUGAUGGAAGCACAAAGGAUGUUUCAUUCAGUGUUGGGCUACAAGGAGUUGCAAAGAAAGACAUUGAAACUGUUAAGUGUAUCAUACCACAAACAAUUGAUGACAUUAUUGUUAAUGGAUUUGAGAAGGAAAGAAUAGAAGCUCUGCUUCACAAAAUUGAAAUACAGAUGAAACAUCAGACAGCAAAUUUUGGACUGGCACUUGCAUCAUAUAUUGCAUCAUGUUGGAAUCAUGAUGGAGAUCCUAUUGAGACAUUGAAGAUAAGUGAAAAAGUAUCCAGAUUCAGACAAUGCCUUAAAGAAAAUCCAAAAUUCCUUCAGGAGAAAGUCAAACUGUAUUUUAAGGAUAACCCUCAUCGUUUAACCCUUUCAAUGAGUCCAGAUGAAUCAUACUUUGAGAAUCAAGCUAAAAUGGAAGCAGCCAAGCUGCAAGGGAAAAUUACUGCUUUGACUGAGAAUGAUAAAAAAGAAAUAUUUGAUAAAGGUUUACAGCUGAUAGCUGCCCAGAAUACACCACAUGAUGCUUCUUCUCUCCCAGCCCUGAAAGUAUUUGAUAUUCAGCCAAAAAUUACUUUCACAGAAGUUGAAAUUGGAAAUGCAGGUGAAGCACCAGUUCAGUACUGUGCACAACCUACCAAUGGCAUGGUUUAUUUCAGAGCAAUGUGUAGCCUGAACUCUCUUCCUGAAGAUCUCAAAGUAUAUGUUCCUCUAUUCUGCAACGUCAUUACAAAAUUAGGAUGUGGAAUCCUAGAUUAUAGACAGCAAGCUCAACAGAUUGAGUUGAAGACCGGAGGAAUGUCUGCCUCACAACAGGUUAUUCCAGACUGCAAUAGCCUGGAUAUAUAUGAACAGAGUAUUAUGCUUGAUUCUAUGUGCCUGGAGAGAAAUCUACCUGAUAUGAUGCAACUGUGGAGUGAUAUUUUUAAUGCUCCACAUUUUGAUGAUGAAGAACGACUGAGAGUUCUGGUUAUGAUGGCUGCCCAGGAGCUUUCUAGUGGAAUUGCAGACUCUGGACACAUGUAUGCAAUGAUAAGAGCUGGAAGGACUCUCACUGCUUCAGGGGACUUAAAGGAAAUAUUUAACGGCAUGCAUCAAGUCAAAGAGAUGAAACGAAUUGCAGAGAUGACAGAUCUCACGCUAAUUUUACGCAUGCUUCCACGAAUAAAGAGAUACAUAUUCAGUCAAGAGAAUAUACGAUGUGCUGUUAAUGCAACUCCUUCUAAACUAUCAGAUGCUUCCAGAGAAGUGGAGAAAUUUAUUAAUGGAAUUGCAAGGAAGAAAAAAGAUAGAAAAGGUUCCCGUCCAAACAUCAUUGAGAAGCCACUAAAUCCACUGAACGAAAAAACUUUUAUUCCCGGGACUGGUAUUAGCAGAAAACUAAUUUCUGACCCUAGUUUUAAACCCUGCCAAAUGAAAACAUACUUUCGGCUUCCUUUUCCUGUUAAUUAUGUCAGUGAAUGCAUUCGAACAGUUCCAUACACUGACAAAGAUUUUGCAAGCCUUACUGUUCUUGCACGAUUGAUGACAGCAAAGUUUUUACAUGUUGAAAUUCGAGAAAAAGGUGGAGCUUAUGGAGGGGGAGCAAAAAUGGGCCAUGGCGGACUGUUUGCCUUUUAUUCUUACAGAGAUCCAAACUGCCUAGAAACUCUGUCUACCUUCAGAAAUGGAUCUGAAUGGGCUAAAGCUGGACAGUUCAAGGAGCAGGACAUUGAUGAAGCCAAACUGUCUGUGUUUUCGGCCGUAGAUGCACCAGUAGCACCAUCAGACAAAGGGAUGAACCUCUUCAUGUGUGGGAUUUCUGAUGAACUGAAGCAGCAGUUUAGAGAGCAGUUAUUUGCAGUUGACAAGAGCAGCAUUGUUGAUGUUGCCAACAAGUAUCUUGGAUUUGGCCAAAGAACUGCUGCCGUUGCAAUUUUAGGGCCAGCAAAUGAUAAGGUUAACAGCGACCCAUCAUGGGUAGUGCGAUGACUGAGGAAAAAUUAAACACAAACACUACAAAGGAAGAAGUGCUCUGCCACUGUAGCUCUUACCCUCAACAUGUUUUUUUUCCAGUUAUACCUUUGCAAUAAGGUAUGGUAAUAAGGUAUGACAUUCCACUGAAAUUUGGUAAUUUUAUUUCAGUGUAGAUUACACAAAUUCUACAUUUUUCACAUUUCUAAUACUUCAUUUGAAAUUCUCAGUUUUAAUUCACCUGUUUUUAACCCAUGCAGUGUUUUGAAUCCGUGCUCUGUGCCUUCUGAAACUUGGCAAAGAUUAUACUGAAAAACUCUAUCAUCCGUUUUAAAUAGUAGAGAUCAACUGAACGACGUUUUGACGUCUGUUUUGUACACAGAAAGGAUUAUAACUAAUAAAUAUAUUAUUGUUAAUUAAGUGUCUUGACUCGGAAUACCUUUGUUCUGUUGCACAUUGCAGUAUUUUAAAGGUUGUUUGUGUAUGGACCUUGUGGCCUGCUAACAUCCUUUGUAAUACGAGACCCUGCACUACUAUGUCAGUUAGCUUUAGCCUAACUGGUAUAAGGAGUCAAAAAUUCCUUUUUUAGCUUAUGAAAGAAUUGUGUUUAUAAUCCUUAUUUACUUUGAAAUGUACUUCUGUUAAUUUAACAGGUUACUUACAAUGUGCUGUGCACAACACUGUACGUUAUAUGACUGUGUAGAGUGAUUAAACUUCUCCAUUUACUUGCA